GUUGUCUUGAGGGAGAUGAGCAGCAGAACAAUCCACCGCAUUCCAGGCAUUUCAACAGAUACUUGCACACAGCAUAUCACGUACCAUGUCUCAGUCUCACGGCCAGAAAGUAACGACGGACCCGCGGUCCCAGAUCCCCAUCCACGAAGGCGUGGGCAUGGUGACCAGCGACUCGCUCGCAGCCGAGUCGCUCAAGGGCAGCGGCUCCUUUGGUGAAGGCAACCCCAAAGCCGCAGCGUCGGCGCAGCCCUCAGCAGGCAGCACAGCCGCCAACACGGACACGAGUGGGGCACGCACACUCGACGCCGCCGUCGACGCCGAAGCGCGUGACGCAGCGUCCAACUGGUCAGAGCAGGCGCAGCUCAGCGCGGGCAGCGGGCUCGGACUCGGCAAAGAGCACGGCGUGGGGCCCACGUACAACAAGGUCGGCGGCGCGACAGGGUGGGGAACCUCGACGCAGCCGCCGUCGUCGCACGUCGAGGAGGUACUAGGCGGGUUCGCGGGCGCCGGCGAUAGCGUGAGGGAUCACGAGGGCGCGUUCAAGAUGCCUGGCAAGAACGUCACUGAGGACCCCAACUUGACGGGCAAGAGGGAGUUUGGGCCAAUUGGUACUAAGAAGGACCCCGCAAGGGUGGCCGAGCUGGAGCAGACGAAGCACAAUGCGGCGGUUGGGGGUGGUGGGCUUGGGGAUGGAAAGCAUGAAGGGGGCAGCAAGUUCAGUGGGCUGAGCGACGAGGCUGCUUAGAUGGGUGUUGAGGACGGGGAUUAUGAAUGAGCAAAUGCAGAGAACUACUACGAAUUGUCUCCAUUAUGACCCUGUCGAGGUUCUAGUGUAGCAGGAGACAACGUAGUGACUGAACCCUGGGGCACUG
Didymella exigua CBS 183.55 is the source of this 872-nucleotide messenger RNA. RefSeq lists its product as uncharacterized. Lineage: Eukaryota; Fungi; Ascomycota; Dothideomycetes; Pleosporales; Didymellaceae. The transcript has 2 exons. The record is from RefSeq and is a predicted model, not a curated record. Bases 86 to 745 code for a protein of 219 amino acids.